Messenger RNA from Ooceraea biroi (clonal raider ant), 1233 nucleotides. RefSeq lists its product as uncharacterized. Lineage: Eukaryota; Metazoa; Arthropoda; Insecta; Hymenoptera; Formicidae. Gene Ontology annotation, molecular function: nucleic acid binding. Gene Ontology annotation, biological process: DNA integration. The record is from RefSeq and is a predicted model, not a curated record.
AUGGAAUUUCUGAUGGAAAAUCUGCCGGACUUUCUGGAAGAAGUACCAUUAAUAAAUAGAAAUAAAAUUGUAUUUCAACAGGACGCAAUUUCCCGGACGUUGGAUGGGCCGGUAUGGCCCGAUACGGUGGCCUGCAAGAUCUCCAGAUCUCAAUCCACUGGACUUUUUCUUGUGGGGCUACUGCAAGGAAGUCAUUUACAGGCAGCUCCCGAGACCAUCGAAGAAUUAAAUGACAAACUUCACCAUGCCAUUUUCUCAAUCGAGGACGAAGUCCUGGAGAAAACGCAAGAAAAUUUAUUGAGACGCAUGAGAGCGUGCAUCACAAUGGACGGCAGACACUUCGAACACUUGCUGAAAUCAGAGGAACAUGGAAAUGCAGAUGGUUUCUCACGUCUCCCCAUACAAGAAAAACGGACUGGUGAAUAUGAUACUGUAGACAUUUUCCAGAUUGAAAAUUUAGAGACAUUGCCCGUGACGGCAAGAAAUAUUAAAGAAGAAAUUGAAAAAGAUUCAAGUUUAUUAAAGGUUCAACAAGCUUUAGAAACAGGCAAAAGUCUUGUUCCGAAAAUUAAGCAUCAUUGGGAAGCGGCGUCCCAACCGUUUGAACGAAUCCACAUCGACUUUGCAGGGCCAUUUCUAGGAUACAUUUUUCUGAUAUUAGUAGAUGCAUAUACUAAAUGGCCAGAAGUACACAUAGUGAAAAAUAUGUCAACACCGAAUACUAUAGAUAAAUGUAGAGAAAUAUUUACUGUUUUUGGAUUACCUCAAACCUUAGUAUCGGAUAAUGGUCGAACUUUCAUAGCAGAAGAAUUUUCAGAUUUUUUAAAGAACAAUGGUAUUCGCCAUAGGCGUACAGCGCCAUACCACCCAGCUACAAAUGGCCUGGCAGAACGGUUCGUUCAAACCAUGAAACAAAGCUUACGUAAAUUAAACACCACAACCUCGAACAUCAAGGCCAAUCUACAAAAAUUCUUAUUUCAUUAUCGGUUAAUGCCACAUCCGGAAUUGAAUAAAUCUCCCGCCGAAGCUAUGUUUGGAAGGAAGUUAAGAAGUAGAUUGGACUUAAUGUUCCCCGAAACAAAUAAAAGUAACAAUAUAGAAAAUCAAUUGGAUAAAGUUAGGAAGUUUGAAAGAGGUGAAAGAGUGGCGGCGCGAGAGUACCUAGAUAAAAAUGUGAAGUGGCGUUUUGGAAAUGUAGUUUCAAAAUUAGGAACGAAAAGAUAUUUGGAAUGA